Psylliodes chrysocephalus is the source of this 513-nucleotide messenger RNA. The record is from the annotation of a GenBank genome assembly. NCBI's taxonomy places the organism in Eukaryota, Metazoa, Arthropoda, Insecta, Coleoptera, Chrysomelidae.
AUGAUGGAGUGUAGCUUGUGCAAUCAAAUCAAGCAACCUACUAAAGAACUGAAUCCAUGCUACCCGUGUGAUUCCUGUAGAAACUUAAUUUGUUUGGAAUGCUCCAAAUUAACUGCAUCUGAAAUAAGAUGCUUACCAUUAUCUUGUCGUGUCCUAAAAAUCCAGUGCAUUAAGUGCCUUAAUUAUGAAUUUAUUGAACUUUUGCGUGACCAAAUCAAUGAUAAAUGCCAAAUAUUAAAGGACAAAGAGGACAUUAUUGAAAUACUGAAAAGUAAAAUUACAGACUUGGAAAAUAGAAUUAGUGAAUCUGCUAACCAUGGCGCUUCUACAUCUACCUAUGCUCAUAUUGCCAAAAAUAAUACGAAGAAUGUGAAAAACAAUCGUCCUAAGAUAAUUAUUAGACCAAAAAUGCGUCAGAAUCGACAGAAAACAAAGGAAGACAUUGAGGGGGAGGUUAAGCUACAAAAUUUAAAAAUAGGUGUACAAAAAACAACUACAGUGCAACCUCGAUAA